GGUCAACUUGUUCACUUAAUUCUUGGUGCUGUAGUUUGUGGUAAACCAGCUGCUCACAAGAUUGGUGGCUUUGCAUCGCAUUCACACACUAACUUAUGCACAGCCUGCUGGAUCACACAAGCAGAUAAAGCAAGAGUGGCCACAUUUGAACAAACAAAUUUACAACAGUGCAAGUUAGGAGAAAAAUACCAACAACUCACCACACCUACCACAUGCAAGAACUUUGUCAAAGACUAUGCAACAUGCUAUACCCAGCUUUCCAGGCUCCCAUACUUCAAUUUAGUCAACCAGGUUGUAAUCGACCCAAUGCAUAAUCUAUUUCUUGGUCUCAUCAAAAUGCAUUUCUACAAUAUUUGGGUGCAAGGGAAAGUACUCCAUCCAAACCAUGAGCUCACUACUUUUCACAACAUGCUU
Messenger RNA from Suillus subaureus, 414 nucleotides. RefSeq lists its product as uncharacterized. The record is from RefSeq and is a predicted model, not a curated record. NCBI's taxonomy places the organism in Eukaryota, Fungi, Basidiomycota, Agaricomycetes, Boletales, Suillaceae. The annotation marks the transcript as partial. The transcript has 3 exons.